GUCAUUGAACAUAUAUAUAAAUAAUAUAACAAAAAUAUAAGUGCAUACACAGACGUUUAUUGUUUGCGUUUUAUUUUUAAGCAUACACAAUACCUUUGUAUAUAUCAUUUCUAUUGAUGAUAGUUAUUUUCGACUUACUUUGUAUGCAUGUAUGCAGCAAUAAAUGUAUGCGUGGCUUCCUGUCACUUAUGUGCUGAUAAAAAAAUUAAUUUUUUGAUAAACGAGGAUUCAGUUUUGCAGUGGCUGCGUUAAUUAAAAAAAAAAAAAAAAAAAAAAAAACAAUUAAAGUUUCUUCGUUCUGUCACUUGUGACAAGUUAUUGUUUCAGUUGAAUAAAACUCCAGCUAAAAGUUCAAUAGUCUUUAAGUGAACUGUUGCUGAACAAGAAAGUGAAAGACUCAUUGUCGAAAGAUGUUUUUCAUGCGAACUGUCAUUUUUUCUGCUGUUAAAUCCCGCUGGGCUGCCUUCAGGCAAUCGCCAUUAGCUGGAAAGAAGCAUAAUUUGUUAUUCGGAUUCGUAGCUUGCAGACUGGUGUCGACUCAUCAUAUCAGCAAGAACAUCGAAGUUAUUUGUCAUGACGAUAAGCCUCCGACUAUAGAGAAGCCGUUCAGUUUACAACUGGAAAAAACUAUUGACAGGCCACUGCUUGUUAUUUUGUCCUGGCUAUUUUCUAAGAGAAAACAUGUAAUGAAGUUUGCUAAUUUGUAUCUUGAACAGGGCUUUGAUGUUGUCACGGUUAGUGUCACUCCUUUCCAACUGAUGUGGCCCGCCAAAGGUACUCGAUUGGUAGCAAAAGAUCUGCUGACAUUCUUGGAUCGAAACACAAGCUAUCAGCAAAUAAUGCUCCAUGGAUUUUCAAUCGGUGGGUACAUGUGGGGCGAAUUGCUCGAUCAUGUUCAUGAAGAUCGCGAGAAGUAUAAUCAUGUUAUUGAUAGAAUUGUUGGACAAGUUUGGGACAGUGCUGCUGAUAUCACUGAGCUUACUAUGGGCACAGCGAAAGCCGUUUUUCCUAACAAUGAAAUGAUGCAGAAUAUCGCUAGAAAAUAUUUGGAGUAUCAUUUAAAGACAUUCCACGAACAAGCGACAAGGUACUACAUAAGAUCUAGCCAGCUUUUCCAUUUAAACCUUGUACACACUCCAGCAUUGUUUUUAUUGAGUAAUGCAGAUCCAGUUGGUGCGGUAGAUAGUAAUAUGCGAGUUCGUGAUUCAUGGGACUCGCUUGGUACACCAACUUAUGUUAAAAUAUUUGAAAAAUCACCACACGUUGGACAUUUUCUCAAAUAUCCCAAGGAAUAUGUUAAUGAAAUUUAUACAUUUUUGGAUAAACUAAAGAUGAUUAAAAAUGAAGAAAAAAUUCGCGCACGUAUACAAGCAUGACCUGACGACAAUAAACAAGAUUUAAAAAAAUAAAUAA
This is a messenger RNA of Cotesia glomerata, 1413 nucleotides long. RefSeq names its product transmembrane protein 53-B. The transcript has 6 exons. Gene Ontology annotation, molecular function: serine hydrolase activity. The record is from RefSeq and is a predicted model, not a curated record. The coding region runs from base 411 to 1376 and encodes 321 amino acids. NCBI's taxonomy places the organism in Eukaryota, Metazoa, Arthropoda, Insecta, Hymenoptera, Braconidae.